Messenger RNA from Cimex lectularius (bed bug), 2795 nucleotides. RefSeq lists its product as uncharacterized. Bases 285 to 2120 code for a protein of 611 amino acids. The transcript is spliced from 15 exons. Gene Ontology annotation, biological process: nucleoside metabolic process. The record is from RefSeq and is a predicted model, not a curated record. Lineage: Eukaryota; Metazoa; Arthropoda; Insecta; Hemiptera; Cimicidae. Gene Ontology annotation, molecular function: catalytic activity.
UUCUAGCGAACCAGUCUCAGUCGUGCACACUGCACAACUUGUAUCGAGUAAGUUGGCUCGAAAGGCCGUUCGGGUCGCGUCUCUCCUGACGUUUUAUUGUGCCAGGUGCCACUGAUCCCCAUUCGCAGAUGAAUCGAUAUAAAAUACAGGCCUUUUCAAACCAAUAGGACACCAGCCUGAGAACCGCGGAAAGCCCUGCCCUAUAAGUAGGAGCGAAACAACCACAAAGUCCUAAAAGCAUUUGUUAAAAUUAACAUAAAGGGUGGAAGUAUAAGAAGACAACGAUGGUGGAUAAGAUAGCAGAGAAAAUCAUCAUGACCCCAAAGGGAAAGACGGCCAAUUCGACGAGACUUUUGAUCGAAAGGAAAGCGAUUUCGGAAGAGGAGGCGAAAAAUGACAAAAUGCAUGUGGCAGGUGGCGACCACGCAGGGAUCGUCAUUAACAAAACCGUUGCCGAUGAUGUUGAAGACACAAUUCCAGAAAUUUCCAUUCAGUUCCUCGUAUUCCUCGUUAAUGGACAGACUGGUUCACACACCCAUGAAAGCAGGAAACUCCUGUUUUGGUUCAAACCACAAGUUCCUGUCCAUGAGAGGGCAACUGUCGCCCAAGAGUUCUUCAAGGAAUUGGUCAGCCCACAGAAUUUUCCAAGAGACUAUGUCGGCUUCAUUAAAAUGCUUAUGAAACUUAUGCAAAACCGCCAUCCUACUGUUAGAAAACUGGAGAUUGAAUUAAAGCAGUUGGAACAGGCUAAAUUCCCCAACCGUCCGACAAGGCCGAAUUGCCUCCUCAUUGAUUUGAAGGAUUAUGACAGUGAGCUGUCAGUUUCAUCCGAUGACAGUAUAGUAGGAAAGCAAGUUAUGCUUACACAAGAAAAAGUGCUAGAAAUGAUUGAAGCAGCCUAUCCGAAUCCUGUCACUGUGGAAGAUCUUUCAAAGGAGCACAAUUGGGAACAGGACCUGGUCACGCAGACCCUUGACAAGCUCAAAGAAAAGCAGCUGGUGAAAGCCAUGGAACAUGGCGCUUUCACAAGAGUAAUUCAGCACGAACAAAACAUUAAGAUUGUAAAGACGAUGCCAGCAAUAGUAAGUUCAAAGCAACCAACAAUAGCAAUCAUAACAGCACAAUACUGCGAAAAAUUAGCUGUCGAUGCUAUGAUGGACAACAAAGAGACUUUUGUCCGAUAUACGACAGUCGGAGGAAACCCAAAUAUGGAUGGAUUUUCAAUGAAGCCUUCAUUUAUUAAGUCGACACGGUUUGGGGAGUCAAAUGUCUACACUUUAGGAAAUAUUGGAUCUCAUAGAAUAGUCUGCACAAAACUCCCGACAUUGGGAUAUACAAGGGAAGCCGUGACUUCAGCUGGAAAUACAACGACAAGGCUUUUAGGUACUUUUCAAAAAGUAGACUACGUAUUUCUUGUAGGCGUUGGCGGUGGGGUUCCUCAUUAUACAGACUAUACAAAACAUGUACGCCUUGGUGAUGUAAUCGUGUCUUGCGCUACACAGCCGAACACAUAUGCCUAUACCUAUUGUGAAAGUGUGAAAAGUGGUAAUAACAAUGAUUUGAUAUUUGAAUAUAAACAUCACAACCCAGCAAGUCUUGACCUUCAAAACGUAGCUCGGCAGCUUAAAGAAGAAUAUAAUGCUGAAAACAAAACUCCCUGGUUCGAUUGUAUGGUGGAUGCUUUGGAAAUUUUGAAGGAACAAAGUGAACAUGAUUUCCACAGGCCUUCAAUAGAAACUGACAAAUUAUACAUGGCGAUUGGUGAAAAGGACGUAAUUGAAGUUUCGCAUCCACAGCCAUCUGAUGAAACAGAUGCAUCAAGAUUAGAAGGUUGUCCCCGUUUACAUCUUGGCCCGAUUGCAUGUGGACGAGGAGUCAGCAAGGAUGCUAGGCUCAGGGAGGCGUUUUCAUUACAAACACAAGCGCUUGCGUUUGAUUUCGAGUCUGACUCGGUCGUCGAAUCAAUAGUCGGCAAUUGCCGGGAUAAUUGGACCUUGGUCAGAGGUAUUGCUGAUUAUAAGGACGGCCAGAAGAAAGGCCCGUGGCAGCCAUUCGCUUCUCUCGCCGCCGCUGCAGUCAUGAAAUCAAUAAUCUGUGCAAUGGAACCUUCAAGCGACUAAAAGCCAAAAUCAACAAAAAGUGAACAAUUUUACAUUCCUAUCACACAACAAAGUUCAGCCUGAUGUACCUGAAGCUGCCAAAAUAACGAGCUUUUGAUGCUGAACUUUAAAAACUUAAUUUUGUCCUGUACAAUUAGCUACCCCUAGUCAUAAUUCUCCAAGAAUUAUCUUACUUUCUGAUAAUCUUCCGCAGUUAUUGUUAUUAAUUAAUAUUAGGAAUCAUAUUAUUAAAUUGGGAACAAAUAUUAAUCGAACUCUUGUUUUAUAUUCUCAAGUUUAUUUCACAUUAGUGUGUUAGAAUUAAUGUCUGAAGACAUUUUCUAUUGAAAAUUACUGUAUGUUUUGAAUUAAUUUUUCGUUCUUAAUACUACUUUUGAUUGUGAUAAAAAUCAUUACUGAUAAGUAUUUAUACAAUUUAAAAUAAUGUUACUGUAUAGUAAAUAUUUAUUGUAUCUAACAAUUAAGUAGUUACCAAUUUAUAAAUAAGAAAAUAACACUGCCUAACUUAAUGAAACAACGGCGUCAAUAUUGACUUAAAAUUGAGUUGAGUAAAAGUUUAUGUCUGUUAUUAUUAUAUUUUUAUACUUAUAGACAAAAGAAUUUAUUUGAAGUUGAAUUAUAUGUCACUUCCUUUUUAUUUGUCAUGUUAUGAAUAAAUUUAAAUUAGAAAUUUUA